Molecule: messenger RNA, 2869 nt
Organism: Mytilus trossulus (common blue mussel)
Lineage: Eukaryota; Metazoa; Mollusca; Bivalvia; Mytilida; Mytilidae
Exons: 19
Coding region: 3-2594 (863 amino acids)
Source: RefSeq, a predicted model, not a curated record
CCAUGGAUGUCUUGACUGGAGCCCAAACAGAGAAAAUAAUUCAAACAUUGAUAGACAUGAGGGAGCGUGUUCGUAUAAGACAACAAGAAGUGCCUACAACAGAAGAAUUAUAUUUGAAUGAAAGUAUAACAAAUGUGCAGACUUACUUAAAUAUUCUGUCAGAGAGAGAUGUUCUCGUGUGUGACAAGGAAACUAUAGGAAUAAUACGGAGACUGAAGCAAAACCUUAAAUUUGUAUCAGAAAACAGAUACACUAAAUCAGAUUUUAAUCUAAAAAUGAUGGUGAACGGAUUACAAGAAACACUGACCACAAUGCUAAAGAAAUGUAGAAAACCUGUGGACAGCCAAAACUCACCUACAGAAGAAACAGUUCCAGACCUUGAGGAUAGUUCAGAGUUUUCCCCUAGGUCUACAGACUCAUACCUGACGUUUAUACAACAACAGACAGGCAAUGGAAGAAGACCAGAUAUCAUUGAGUCAACAGAUAUCUUCCAACGAAGGACAGAAGAACAAUGUGCAGAGUUUUCUGGACCAUCUAAUAAUUCUCCGAAGUUGACCAGAGGAAAAUAUACUCAUAUUCCUAGGCCUAGGUCAACACAAAUUGGUCAGCCGGCGAGAGAAGAUCAUUGUUCGGAGAUUUCUAGGUUAACAGAUAUCGAUCAACAGAAGACGGAAGAAAAUUGUACAGAGAGUUCUGGGUCAACAUCUAGAUCAAAGCAGAAGACAGGAGUAACAUCUACAAAGAGACCAGGGUCAACAAAUAGAUCAAAGAAGAAGACAGGAGUAACAUCCACAAAGAUACCAGGUUCAACAAAUAUCGUCCAGGAUGAUACUGAUGAAAAAUGUGAAGAAAUUCCCAGGUCAACACAUACCUCACAGCAGAACACGAAUGAACAUUGUACUGAGAUUAUUGGAGCGUUCUACGAUAUUGGAUGCGGAAUAUACCUUUAUUCAGAAUCAGACGUCUCGGGCAUUAUUCAGGCAAUUCGAUGGGAAUCGGAUGAUUUUCAACGUUUUUAUAAAGAAGAUACAACGGUAAAACAAUACAAGUUGGAGACAGAUUUUUUUAAUAUCAAGCCAAAAGAUCCCAAAUACAAAGGGAAUUUUCCGAAAGAUAAUUCGGGCAUGAUCACUGUGAAAGUAAAGCUUCCAAAUGACAUCAACUACCAGUUUCUGCAUUUGAAAGCCUACAUUAAAUUUGGACAAAAGUGGAACAUGGUGGAAACGACUUUCAAGGAGAAAUCUGUCACGUUUCAAACUGCUAAAAUAGACGCACUCUGUAUUGUUUCAAAACCAAUAAAGGAACGUAUACAUAUCACACCAGAUGGUUGCAAGUAUGUCGCAAAAACUGACAAGGGAAUUCAAAUAGUGUUCCCCCCUGGUGCAGUUGAAAAAGAUGAGUCGAUUCGUUUACAUAUUGUUCCAAUAAACAAGGAAAUUUUACGACGACAGUACGAAGAACGAACUAAGACAGGAGAAGCAAUUUUGGCUAUUUCCGAUUGUUUGUAUACUACUGGAGAUGCGACCCUAAAGAAGAAGGUUCAAGUCAAACUACCACUGAAUGAUAUUAGAAAACCCACAGAGUCAGAUGAAGACUAUGUAUACAGACUUUUCAGACAAAACAGCAACGGACAAUUUACACUGACAGAUAACGUGGUCACUGUUGAUGAAGACCACAAUGCAGUCUUUGAAACGGAUAAGAUCUCUGGAACAAGCGUUUCUCUGAUAGGAAAUGACGAACUAAAAAAGGGUCCAUUAGUAAUAUCUAGCAACCUCGAGGAAAUGCAUGGUUAUAAUUCCGUUUGUAAAAUUCUAUUCUUUGUUAGUGACGUCACGCUACGUUCGCUAACAGUGUUGCUCGCUUGUAUUGAAAAAUCAAAGAUGCAAGCGUUCUGUCGAAAUUGCGAGGAACGAGGAUAUCGUCUUUUCAAGAACUGGAUAAGUAAAGAUUUGGUCUUCAAACCUCAAAUAAAAAUUGACAUCGCAUUGAAAGGAUGUUUCAGUUUGCCACGAUUCGUUGCAAGGAGAAGAUUAGACCUGACAUUUUUACCAAACUCGUCGGAGAACUUUACCAGAUUUGUAGUUGAAAUUAAACAUAAAAUCGAUCAGGAUACAUACGGUAUUUUGUUACUCACAAAAGAUAAGGAAAUCAUCGAUGAAAUAAGCUAUAAUGCACAUGCAUCAUUAUCCAUUACCAGAAGAAAUACUAUGGAUUUCGGAGCGGGCCGAGAAUUGACGUUUAUAAAAGAGAGCGUUGACAAGCAAGCUGCACCUCCAGUUAGUAAAUACAGUGAGGAAGAUUUCCUGACAGACAAGGGUGUGAUGGCCGUAGCAAAGUUGCUUAAUUCAAACAAAAUGUUUGAAACCGUAAUAAAUCUGGAUAUGAAACAAGUUCAAUAUGACCAGAUUUGUGAGAAGGUAUCGAUCAGCAGUAGACAGGCUUUCACAUUGUUGAAAACAGCUUUAGAUCUUCAGAAAAGUAACAAGGUUGACAAGUUAAUAUCUGCCCUUGAAAGCGCCGAAGAAUGUGGGUUAGCUGAUAGUAUUCGCGAACUAUACGAAGAGCGACAGGAUCUGUCCAAAAUACAAAAGUAACAAGGACAAUAUUUCCUUGUACCAAUUAGAUAAGUUUUGUCAUAUAUCUCUCAACGAUUUCAUUAACUUAAACAUAUAAUGAUACAAGUGUUAUAAAGUAAGGUAUAUAUACAGAGAAGUGCUUUUAAAGAACAUUAUUAAAUCGACUUAUGAGUUCAAAUGUCUUUUUGGUAUUUUUCGCUACUCUUUUAUAAACCGUAUGUUUUGUAAAGCCUUCAUGUAAACCUUUUUUUCCCAAACUACUUUAUUUUUUGUUUAUUAUAUGUUUUUGUUUA